AUGAGCUCUUCGGAUGAGGCGGCCGUCCCCGCAGCCUGUGACGAUGAGGACACCCCUGUUACCGGUGCCAUGAAUUCCCAGGAUCAGGUGUCUGUUCCGGAAGCUGACUUGGGUCGGGAAGGCAGGGAGCGUUUAGGGGACCCUGUGAGCAGCCCCAGAGUUCCAGAGGCUUCGAGCCUCAUCCAAGGUCCUCCGAAGAUCAGAGAGGGUGGAGGCAGCCUCCCGGGCCCUGAGAGCACUGAGCUGGAGUCUGGCCCUAAGCUGGAAGCAACAGAGGGAAGAGGCAGGGGGUUUAGGGAUCCAGAAUGGCGGACCACUUCCCCCGUGGACCAAGAAGAGGCCGACCUGGAUAUUUUGCCCCAGCUUAGUAUUGAGGCGAUGACUGUAAUGCGAGAGCUGACCAACCUACAGACCCGAAAAGUCUGCAGGUACCCGUCCCCACAAUCUUGUGCCGCUGAGCUGGCUGCCCUCUGGGGAAACACAGAUGAAGGCUCCAACAGAGGGGCACUGUCCCUGAGCACUAUGAGAGGGAAACAGGCCCCUGAAGGUGCAACGCACUCCAGAGGCCUGGGGAGAGGCAGAACCUGGGUGACCCCAAGAAGAGGCACCGUAGGUAGGAUGGUGAGUAGUGAAGGUGUCCAAUAUCCCUCCGCAAACCCUGUGUCCUCUGAUGAGUUCACUGACACUCACAUGAUGAAAGGCACCAUUGGCCUCAAAGAAGGAGACCAGGCCAGGUCCAGUGGCCUCACUGAGCUGGAUAACAUAGCCAGACACACAAAUGUUCAUGGCAGAGGAAAUUUUGUCCAUGUUCCCCCUUCUGUAUUGUCCAGUGCUCCCUGGGGAGUCAGCUCAAGCAUAGAAAGGCAGGCUGCAGGAGAACUGGAAAGCUCUUUGUCUAAGAAAAAGCCAAAUAUAUUCUGGGGCAAAGAAGGGAGCAAACCCAGCCACCAAGGAGCUACUGCAGCUGCUGCCCCUACCUCAGCUUCUGGUACUUCAGGUGCCCUGCACAAGACCAGUCCCAAAAAGAAGCAAGCCCAAGAGAAGACCUCCUCCUCAGAUGCCUCAAGAGGACCUCAGGGGAGAAGCCUCCCACCAUGGGAGCAAAGACUCAAGUCAGCACCUGUGGGGCCAGCCACCCUACCCCCAAUCUCAGGAAUUGCCCUGCUAGGGAAGGCCAGUAAAUGCUCACUGCCUUCAGGGCCUAAAGAGUACAAGCCCUUCUGCACUGGGAAGAAGUCUGUGGCAAAGAGGACAAAGGAGACACAGGCAGGGCCUAAAGACGAUAACUCACCAAGGGAUCCUGGCCUGCCAGCCCAAGUUCCACCACACAGGGCAGAGCAGCCUUCCCUGUGCAUGCAUCGUGUGGAAAUGAGCAGUGGAGACUCCAACCCCAGAGCACCUCAAGUUCCAGGAAACCCGCAGUUCUUGUCCUUGAGCCAGAGAUGUGUCAGACCCAGAGCACCUCCGCCUGCUGGGGAACAGGAUCCACCUGUGGGUGCCAUACUCCCAGAUGAGGAGAGUCCACCAGUACUACAAGGGACUCCAGGUUGUGCACAGUGUCUGAUGUUCCAGAAAGAAAUAGAUGAACUGAAGGAACAACUAGGUAUGGCCUACCCUGGGCAGGAAGGAUACUGGGUCAGGGACGGAGGGGGAGCUUAUUGUUUGGGUGCAGGUGAUUAUGGUAGGUAG
Molecule: messenger RNA, 1689 nt
Organism: Apodemus sylvaticus (European woodmouse)
Lineage: Eukaryota; Metazoa; Chordata; Mammalia; Rodentia; Muridae
Exons: 4
Coding region: 1-1689 (562 amino acids)
Source: RefSeq, a predicted model, not a curated record